Dendrobium catenatum is the source of this 1192-nucleotide messenger RNA. Its product is annotated as galactan beta-1,4-galactosyltransferase GALS3. Bases 106 to 1185 code for a protein of 359 amino acids. The record is from RefSeq and is a predicted model, not a curated record. The transcript has a single exon. Lineage: Eukaryota; Viridiplantae; Streptophyta; Magnoliopsida; Asparagales; Orchidaceae.
CUCUCUCUCUCUCUCUCUCUCAGGUCUCAGCUCCGCCUUCCUCCUCCUCUGUUUAUUGAACCUCUACCGCCGUUCCGACGUCGAUCUAUCCCUACCGCCGCCUCGAUGAGCAAAGCGAAGGAUGAUCGCAGCCUAAUCCUCAGCUUCUUCUGGAACUGCGCAAAAUCAAAGCUCCUCCUCACAACCCUCUUCUUCCUCCCCUCUUUAUUCACCCUUUUUCACCAUCUUCUCCCUUCGCUUUCCUCUUCCUCCUGCCUCCCAUUCCCUCCUUCUCCCACUCCUCCUCCUCCUCCGCCUCCGCCGACGUUCACCCCCUCCUCCUCCCUACCCUCCGGCGCCAUCAUCCGCUCCUUCACCCCAAUCGGCUGCGCGGCCCACCUCUUCAUCCUAAUGGGCUCCUACCGCUCAUCCUCGUCCUCCUUCUCCAUCAUCGGCCUCUCUUCCAAAUCCCUCCACAUCUUCGGCAAACCCCUCUUCCGCUGCGAAUGGCACUCUUCCCUUCCGUCCUCCCCCAUCCCUUCGUCCGAUUCCUCCAAACUCCUCCCAGAUUGGGGCUUCGGCAGGAUCUACACCGUCAUCGUUCUCAACUGUUCUUUCCCCUCCCUCAUUCCCUCCUCUGGCGGCCACCUCCUCCUCUUCUCCUCCCCUUCCCCUUCCUCCCCUGAAACCCCCACCAUCACCCUCACCGAAUCCCCCAACCAAUUCAAUCUCUCCAUUCUCUCCUCCCCCCCAAAAUUCGAUUACCUCUACUGCGGAUCCCCUCUAUUUGGCAAUCUAAACCCUAACCGAAUCCGGGAAUGGAUGGCCUACCACGCCCUCCUCUUCGGCCAUCGCAGCCACUUCGUCUUCUACGACGCCGGCGGGGUCCACGAAGAUGUCCUCCAAGUGAUACGGCCAUGGAUAGACAAAGGAUUUCUGACAUUGCAGGAUAUAAGGGAUCAAGAACAGUUCGAUGGGUAUUACCAUAAUCAGUUCUUGGUGGUGAAUGAUUGCUUGAAUAUGUAUCGAUUUGAAGCGAAAUGGAUAUUCUUCUUCGAUGUGGAUGAGUUCGUUUACUUGCAGCCGAAGCUUAAGCUUGAUUCGUUUAUGAAAUCCAUGGAAGAGUACGCACAAUUCACUAUUGAACAAAUGCCUAUGUCUAAUCAGCUCUGCCGAACCGAAGAUGCUGGCCGCACUCACAGGUAAAUAAAUU